Messenger RNA from Phyllostomus hastatus (greater spear-nosed bat), 2498 nucleotides. Its product is annotated as leukocyte-associated immunoglobulin-like receptor 1. The record is from RefSeq and is a predicted model, not a curated record. NCBI's taxonomy places the organism in Eukaryota, Metazoa, Chordata, Mammalia, Chiroptera, Phyllostomidae. The transcript has 6 exons. Bases 884 to 1777 code for a protein of 297 amino acids.
GCCAUGGUCCCCCAUGUCAGCUCCCUCCUGGUCCUUGUGCUCUGCCUGGGCCAGCCCAUCCACAUGCAGGAGGGUGAGUCUACCUUUUAAAAUUCCAUUUUUCAUGAAUGUUGUGUUUUCUUACAAAGUAUUAUUUUUCCUUAGAGUCCUGUCAUGGCUUAUCUUCAAGCAGGAAGAGACCCAGACCCUUCUCUCUGUCUGGAUGUGUUUGUUCUCAUGCUGUCUGACCCACUGAUCUGCUGAGACACAGCCUUCUUUCACUGCCACAGACACCCUUGUCCCGCUCGACCAGAACUCCUUUUGAGGCUGACUCUCCACUCAGUGGGCUGGGCUGGUUCUCAUUUGGCCAUUGUAUCUCAGCUCAGUGCCUCUCCCCUGUGCCUCCCUGAUGAGAUCAUCUGUCCCUGGUCAGCCUCAAGACACCCACACUCACCUGGGGUACUUGUCACUGCAGUGGCUGUUGGUUUGCAUGAUCCCUCCACCAGCCUCUGUGCUCCCUUUUCCCUCCAGACCAGCAGGCAGGUCCUUGUGUGUGAGACUCGUGUUUAUGAGGCCAGUGGCACAUGGAGCCCCUCUGUAGAUGGACAGAGGGUGACUAGGAUGUGGAUGAAAGAGUAAGCAAGGGAGCUAGUAAACAGAUGGGGAGCCUGUGGGGACCCUCUAGCACCUGCCUCUAUCGGGGAUCACGUGCUGUGGGUUUCAUCUUCCUGUUUCAGGGCUAUGGGACCUCUGCUCCACCCUCCCCAGCCACGUGGCUUUCACUUGAGGGGUUUCAGGACCCUCAAUAGUAGAAAUGGGAACAGGAUGCAAGGAAGGUAGAGAAUGCAUUGGGAAUCCCCACCCACUGGGGUUAUGUAACCAGGGUGGGUAGAGCUCCAUCCCCAUGGUCUUCCAAUCCCCAUUGGUCCCUGCAGUGUCACUCAGCUGCCCUUCAGUCCCAGCCCAGGUCACCCCCACAUCUCAGACUCCUGCUUCCCUGUCCCCACAUGUGACCCAUCACCCUCACCCUCUGCCUCACUCCCAGUGUCUCUGUCCACUAGAUAGUGACUGGGAGCAGGGAUUCAUACCUCUGGCCUCAACCUGCUCUGACCCCUCCUGUGUCACCCUGAGAAACGCCCAACAUGUGACCAGGACUCGGGGUCCUGUGUCAGGGGGGUCACUCUGCAGUGAUGAGGAUUCACAGUCACUAGAAUUCCUGCCCAAACCCUCCAUUAGGGCCGAGCCAGGUCCUGUGAUCCCCCAGGGACAGCCUGUGACCGUCAUGUGCCAGGGCCCAGCUGGGGCUGAUGGAUUCCUUCUGGAGAAGAAUGGAACAUCUUUCCAUUGGGGUGAGAGAAACGUGUCUCAACAUGGUGCUCACUGGACAGAAGGCACAUUCCACAUUGACUCAAUGAAUGAACUCACUGCUGGGAGUUAUUGGUGCCACUGUCUCAAAGGGCCCAGGUGGUCUGAGUGCAGUGAGCCCCUGGAGCUGAAGGUGACAGACAAGGACGUCUCCACUCCAUCCUCAGGCUCAGUGGGGACCCGAGGAAGUGUGACCCUUGUGGGUGAAGUCCAUCCACCACUGGGAACAACCCCUGAAGUCACCCCCCGUCCCACAGGAGAGGGCUCCCAGUCAGCCCCCACCUCCUGGAAUUAUAUGGUAGAGAACUUUGUCUGCAUUGGCCUGUCUGGUGUGGUGUUGCUGAUCCUGGUGGUGAUCCUGGCAGAGGUUGGGCACAGCUGGCACAGGUGCAUUCAUGGACCACAGGGAUGGACACAAGGGAGAUCCAGAUAAUUGGACUCCAGAAAUUAGACUCCAGGCCACCAGGAGAGGCCUCCCCAUGGCCCCCGACUCCAACUAAAGCCCAAGAGACCCAGAGCCACCCCGGUCUGUGAAUUUCAUGGUCCUGGUGAGACUGCCCUGUGCACGGGACUCUGUGCUCGGAAGGGUGAAGGAGCAGCGAGGACCUGGCCUCCUGUGUGGUCCAUUUCCUUCUCCAGGGUUUGGCUCCAGGCCUGACCCUCACCUACUCACAGCCCUGACCCAGUCCUGCCCAGGUCUCCCUUCUCUCCCGGAUCUCAGACAGGCCCUAGGUCCCUGCAGCCUCUGCCUCCCUCUUCUUCCUCCUGGAGACCUGAGGUGUUGCCUGAUUUCUGGGGACCAGGCAUGUGCUGCUGAAGAGGUUGGUUGUCACCCACACCUGCCACAUGUGGAACUGCACCUGUUCUGGGCCCCUGUGCACUCACCUCUGUUCCUGGAAUGGCUUCUCCCCCUGCAUCUGUCCCCUCUGUCUCAGGCGACUGGGAUCUAAAGUCUAGGGAAGGGACAUGGGCCAAAACCACAGUGAGAUAUCAAAUCACACUACGAAGGAGAACUAUCGUUAAAAUUAUUUUUAAAUGGUGGGCACUAGACCUACUGGGGGGAUUACUUCAUAAAGUAUAUAAGUGUCUAACCCCUGACUGUACACGUGAAAUAAUAUAUUGCAUGUUGACUGUAACCAAAGAAUAAAUUAAAC